UUAAGGCGGUUCCCCUUCUUUAAUUUGGUUCCUCAACAAAUGUGUAUCGAAUUUCAAAACCUACUUUCCAUAGUGACUUUUGGUGAAGCUUCUUCUCUUCUCUUUUCUUUCUUUCAUUCAUCUCCUUUUCUUCAGCCGUGGUGCUUGCUGGUUCAUGGAUAUUGAACCCUUGUGGGCUCUUGGGGGGUGGUUGUUUCUUUUUCUUGAUUGUAUGGCAGCGCCUAAAACACUCUCAGAGACCUAUGCAAAGCCCCAAUCUCUCCUUCUCUUCCUCACACUUUUCUUCAUUUUCCUUCUACUCAUUCAUUCUACAAACCCCCUAAACUCAUCCAAUGUCUCCUCCUCCUCCUCCUCCAUCCCUUUCAGAAGGCGUCUCUUAGCCACUUCCUCAAAAUCCACCUCUUAUUCCACGAACCAGUUCCGCCCCAAGCAAACUUCUCCUUCUUCCUCAUCAUCAGCAUCGUCCAAACCUUCACGGAGAGAGUUUGGAGCCGAAGCUCACGAAGUUCCUAGCGGCCCAAACCCUAUUUCCAACAGGUGAGUUUGAUUUGGGGAGACAUGAUUUGCACCACCAUGAACGGGUUGAAGAUGAUAGAGUCGUGACGGCAAACGUAUUGUUAAUUGUUUGUCGUCUUUAUGAGUACGGUUUAGUCCCACCAUUAAUACUGCUUGUCCUCUGUGAGGAGUUUGUUACCUUUGUUGUCAUCGUCAUCAUCACUGGCAUUAAUUACUUCUUUUUUUUAUUUUUUUUUCCUUUUUUGAACUAGAAAUGUAUAGGAAGAGAGAUACUCUAUAUUUUUCUGCAUGUAUGUAUGCUACUUGUUUCAUAUAUAGAUGAUGAUGGUAUGGUUUAUAUGUUUACUUCGA
Theobroma umbraticum is the source of this 867-nucleotide messenger RNA. RefSeq names its product CLAVATA3/ESR-RELATED 41 (gene CLE41). Lineage: Eukaryota; Viridiplantae; Streptophyta; Magnoliopsida; Malvales; Malvaceae. Gene Ontology annotation, biological process: xylem development. Gene Ontology annotation, cellular component: apoplast. The record is from RefSeq and is a predicted model, not a curated record. Gene Ontology annotation, molecular function: receptor serine/threonine kinase binding.